CCUCCACCCCACCCCCCCAAACUGGUUGCAUUUAGCUCACGGGGUUUGGACUACGACUUGCAAGUUUAAGGGGCAAGUGACAGAGUGGCCAGGCGGCCUAGGAUCUGCAGGGAUUCAGCUGGGAGUCUAGGGAAGCAGUUCUGCCCCUUCCUCUCCUCAACCCUGGCAGGGUGGUUUCCCAACCCCUCAAGACAAUCAUGGAUGGAUGAGAGGAGCUGACACUGGCCUCCCCCUCUGUAACCACCUUCUCUUGGACCAUGGAGCAGGCCUUGCUGCCCCUGGCCAUGACCUCUGACCCCAGAGCCUUUAAUCAACAACUCCCAGAGCCUCUAGGUCCAAGAUGUGUUUUGAAACCCCAGGACAAUCCUGAACUGGCACCCGCUUUGGUGUGUGCACUUUGCUGCUGCUUUGGAAUCAUCUACUGCUGCUUUGGCUACCGCUGUUUCAAAGCAGUGAUGUUUCUCUCGGGCCUGCUGUCAGGAGCCCUGGUGAUCUUCCUGCUGUGCCACAAGGAGCGAGUGCUGGAGACCCAGCUGAGCCUGGAGGUGAGCGCAGGCAUUGCGCUGGGCAUCGGACUCCUCUGCGGCCUGGUCACCAUGCUGGUUCGCAAUGUUGGCCUCUUCCUGACUGGUAUCCUGCUCGGCCUAACCCUAGGUGCUGGAGCCCUGCUAGGCACUGAACCUAUCUACCAACCACCAUCAGCCUGGGUUCCAGCUGGGGCACUGGUGGGGCUGGCACUACUGGGAGCUCUGCUCACACUUCGGUGGCCACGUCCAUUCACAGUUCUAGGGACGGCUUUACUGGGUGCUGCAGUGCUGGUGGCCUGUGCUGACUACUUCCUGGAGGGGCUAACACUGGGCAGUCGGCUGGGCCAACGCCUGCAAGCACUUUCAUCCUUGCCUCCUCUCUGCUGGUAUAGCUGGGUCUUGCUGGGGACCUGGCCAGUCCUGGGGGCCCUUGGGGCCCUGGCCCAGUGGAAGUUCAUGGAUGAGGAACAUGGAGGCCAUACCAAUGUGUUGAGCCGCCAGCGAAGGCAUCUCCAACUCCUUAGGAUCCGUCAGCAAGAGGCCAAGUGGCACCGAACGGCCCCUGGGGUGAGCCUCUGUGAAGGCAGCUACCGGCGCCAGCUCUCCCCCAACACCCGGAGCCCUGCUGACAGUCUGGCUCCAAGUUAUCUCCAAAGCCUUCAAGAGCAUCAGCGAAGACCAGGUACCCAGGCCACAGCACCCCACACCAUCCUGGACCUGGAUUCUGACUGUGGUUCCACUGUACCCCUCACUAUGCCUUCUGGUUCCACCCAGACCUGAGCCCAAACCUCCAUUCCUACCCAAACCCUGAGCAGAAGCCAGGGGCACUAAAUGACUGAGACCUGUGUCCUUAGGAUGUAAAUGCAAACUUCCCCUGGGACUUAGGGUUAGAAUCUGUGCUUCAACCCAGACCAUCCCUUUAGGGAUACAUUUCAGGGACAGAUAGAGAAGAAACUUAUGGAAAUAUGAGUACCUACCUACCAACCUGGCUCUGUUAAUAAUAGAGGUGCACCAGUCCCCAAAGUAAUUGGCUCCCUAAUUAUAUACAAACCCAAAUACUCUUUUCUAUACCCACCUCAGUGUGCCUGACAAUGAUAAAGUAGUGGGAGUUGUUUGUGUAGGGCCUGUGGAAAAUCAGAAAUCCUCCUAAAGCACUUAGUAACUUUUUGAGAAGGGCACAAAGAAGCUCCAUGAUUGUCCCAAUCCAGACCCACAUCUUGGGGAGUUGGGUUCCUGGCUAGCCUUUCUCCCCAGACUCCAUAAACUCAAAUCCCCUUCUACCUCAGCUGGAGGCACCGUCCUCCAUGGUGCUUCUCUUUCUGUCCUCAAUGUGGGGAGAGGCCAGGUAGCAGAAAUUGAAUCAGUGCUGGCCGCCCCCACCCCCAGGCUAGCUCCUUGUUUCAAGCAGAGAGCACAUUGGCACACAUGCCAGAGUCUUGCCUUUUUAUCCAAAGGGGACUGGUCUUUGGGGCCAAGUGGGAGAGAAGAGCCUUUUCUGCCUCUUGUAGUAGGUGAUGCUAAUCUCCUUAACCAGAAUUUUGUCCCAGUCACUAAUCCACUUUAACUACCUACCCUCACCUCUGGUUCUCCUGCCCAUGUUUUUUUUUUUUUUUUUUUUUUUUCCCCUGGUUCCCCAGAGAACAUAAAGGAAGAUCUAUCCCUUCCCUGGUCAGCAAGACCAUGGUGGAUGGGAGGAAGUCCAUAGGAGUACAUAAAUAAAAUGGCAUUAAACACUUCA
Erinaceus europaeus (western European hedgehog) is the source of this 2265-nucleotide messenger RNA. Its product is annotated as transmembrane protein 198-like. The transcript has 5 exons. Bases 258 to 1307 code for a protein of 349 amino acids. Lineage: Eukaryota; Metazoa; Chordata; Mammalia; Eulipotyphla; Erinaceidae. The record is from RefSeq and is a predicted model, not a curated record. Gene Ontology annotation, cellular component: plasma membrane; vesicle membrane.